Condylura cristata (star-nosed mole) is the source of this 4245-nucleotide messenger RNA. RefSeq names its product inositol 1,4,5-trisphosphate receptor, type 1 (gene ITPR1). The transcript has 25 exons. NCBI's taxonomy places the organism in Eukaryota, Metazoa, Chordata, Mammalia, Eulipotyphla, Talpidae. The record is from RefSeq and is a predicted model, not a curated record. Gene Ontology annotation, cellular component: endoplasmic reticulum; membrane. Gene Ontology annotation, molecular function: inositol 1,4,5-trisphosphate-gated calcium channel activity; inositol 1,4,5 trisphosphate binding. The coding region runs from base 1 to 4245 and encodes 1414 amino acids. Gene Ontology annotation, biological process: calcium ion transmembrane transport.
AUGGCCCUGCCUCCCCGCCUGCCGCCUCUAGUCCCAGCCCAGUUCCUGUUCCGGGAAGCCGCCCGCAGCUCCCGGCACUCCGGCCCGUCUUCCUUGUGGCCUUCCGACGUCACCCCGAGGCCACCACGCGCCUCACCGGCCGCGACGUCACUCAGGAGGGCGCUGCCACCCGGGCAGGGUCUGGCCCUUGGCACCCUCUCCCGGGGCUCACUCUGGAGUGGGCUGCGUGCGCGGGAAGCCCCUGCUGGGGGCGCCGGGCAGGGCGAGGAGGCAGGUCCGGCCGUGCGGCCACGUGGCCGGCGACCUGGCCUGGCCCUGCUGCCGCAGGGGCCCCGGGCCGGCCCAGCAGCUGCCGUCUGCGGCUCUUCCUCUUCCGAGGCCCUCGCCGCCGCCUCCGGCCCCCAGUCGGUGCAAGCGGGUCUCCAGGAGGACUUCCGGCGUGUCCGAGCUGGCCCCGAGGAAGACAUGUCUGACAAGAUGUCAAGCUUCCUCCACAUCGGAGACAUCUGUUCUCUGUACGCGGAGGGUUCGACCAAUGGGUUCAUCAGCACGCUGGGCCCACAGGGCUUGGGGGUGUCCGGACAGCUGCUUCCGGUCCCGCCCUCGCCUUGCGCCCCGGGUCAGGGCCCCGCCCUGCUGGCCGUGCGCCCGGCCCGCACUAGCCCUCCGCUGCUGCGACUCGCCAGCGCUGAGCCCGGCUCCAGCCCCCGCCUGGUGGACGACCGCUGCGUCGUGCAGCCUGAAGCUGGGGACCUUAACAACCCCCCCAAGAAAUUCAGAGAGCCCCUCUGCGUGCGCUUUCAAGGCGACGUCGUGCGGCUGUUCCACGCCGAGCAGGAGAAGUUCCUCACCUGCGACGAGCACCGGAAGAAGCAGCACGUCUUCCUGCGCACCACCGGCCGGCAGUCGGCCACGUCGGCCACCAGCUCCAAGGCCCUGUGGGAGGUGGAGCUGUGCCCCAUGAGCCGCUACUCCGCCCAGAAGCAGUUCUGGAAGGCCGCGAAGCCGGGCGCCGGCAGCACCACCGACGCCGUGCUGCUCAACAAGCUGCACGUGAGCGAGACGGCGCCCGCGCGUGUCCUCACCCUCCGGCCGCUCCUGACCGCGGAGGAGCCGAGCUGUGGCCACCGAGGGGGUCAGGGCGGAGCCCCCGAGGGGCGCGGUGGCCGGGGCUUCCUGGAGGGAGGGCGCGAGCCAGUGGACGUGGCCACGCCGGCCAGCAGGAGGGAAGCCGCCCCUCGCCCGCCGCAGACGCUCCCGGGCGUCUCUGCACUCCUGCGGGGUUCGCGCCGUCCAGACAGCGAGGGCGGCCGCAGCCGGGUCCUGGCCCCCAACACGCACUGUCCCUCGCUUGUUUCCACUGUAGACCCUGACUUUGAGGAAGAAUGCCUGGAGUUUCAGCCCCCCGUGGACCCCGACCAGGACGCCUCCCGGAGCCGGCUGCGCAACGCCCAGGAGAAGAUGGUGUACUCCCUGGUGUCCGUGCCCGAGGGCAACGACAUCUCCUCCAUCUUCGAGCUGGACCCCACCACCCUGCGGGGGGGCGACAGCCUCGUCCCCAGAAACUCCUACGUGCGCCUCCGACACCUGUGCACGAACACCUGGGUGCACAGCACCAACACCCCCAUCGACAAGGAGGAGGAGAAGCCGGUGAUGCUCAAGAUCGGCACCUCCCCGGUCAAGGAGGACAAGGAGGCCUUCGCCAUCGUCCCGGUCUCUCCGGCCGAGGUCCGGGACCUGGACUUCGCCAACGACGCCAGCAAGGUGCUGGGCUCCAUCGCGGGCAAGCUGGAGAAGGGCACCAUCACCCAGAACGAGCGGAGGUCCGUCACCAAGCUGCUGGAGGACCUGGUGUACUUCGUCACGGGGGGCACCAACUCGGGCCAGGACGUGCUGGAGGUCGUCUUCUCCAAGCCCAACCGCGAGCGGCAGAAGCUGAUGCGGGAGCAGAACAUCCUCAAGCUGGUCCUGUCCCGCUUCGAGUUCGAAGGCGCCGGGUCCGGGGAGAGCGCGCUGGAGGCGGGCGAGGACGAGGAGGAGGUGUGGCUGUUCUGGCGGGACAGCAGCAAGGCCGUGCGCAGCAAGAGCGUGCGGGAGCUGGCCCAGGACGCCAGGGAGGGCCAGAAGGAGGACCGCGACGUGCUCAGCUACUACAGGUACCAGCUGAACCUCUUUGCCCGGAUGUGCCUGGACCGCCAGUACCUGGCCAUCAACGAGGUCUCGGGCCAGCUGGACGUGGACCUCAUCCUGCGCUGCGUGUCGGACGAGAGCCUGCCCUACGAGCUGCGCGCCUCCUUCUGCCGCCUCAUGCUGCACAUGCACGUGGACCGCGACCCGCAGGAGCAGGUCACGCCCGUCAAGUACGCCCGCCUCUGGUCCGAGAUCCCCUCCGAGAUCGCCGUCGACGAGCGGAAGGCCUCACGCGCGGUCUCCUCCCUGGACACGCAGGUGGUCAACUUGGCCAGGAAUCUCAUCUACUUCGGCUUCUACAGCUUCUCCGACCUCCUUCGGUUAACCAAAAUCCUCCUGGCCAUCCUGGACUGUGUGCACGUGACCACCAUCUUCCCCGUCAGCAAGAUGGCGAAAGGGGAGGACAGCAAAGGUGAGGGCCGGCAGGCCCCUCUCGGGCUCCCUGGGCCAGGGCCCGCUCGGACACAGCCCUGUGCUCGCCGAGCGUCAGCCGGAGCCUCGCGGUCCUGCGAGGCCCCUGCCGCGUGCGCCCGCCAGGAGUACAUAGCCAAGCAGUUCGGCUUCAUCCCGGCGACCGACCUGCUCGCGCGUCUGCCCCCCCAGUUUAUUCUGAACGUGAGGCUGGACUACAGGAUCUCCUGCCUGCUCUGCAUCUUCAAGCGGGAGUUUGACGAAAGCAACUCGCAGACUCCGGAAACGUCCUCGGGGAGCAGCAGCCAGGAGGGGCCCAGCAGCGUGCCAGGUGCUCUUGACUUCGAACACAUCGAAGAGCAGGCGGAAGGCAUCUUCGGAGGAAGGAAACUGGUGAACUCGGGGGAGGACGUCCUGGUCUUCUACAACGACCGGGCCUCGUUCCAGACCCUGGUGCAGAUGAUGCGCUCGGAGCGGGAGCGCGCGGACGAGGACGGCCCGCUGGUCUACCACAUCCACCUGGUGGAGCUGCUGGCCGUGUGCACCGAGGGCAAGAACGUGUACACGGAGAUCAAGUGCAACUCGCUGCUGCCGCUGGACGACAUCGUCCGCGUGGUCACCCACGAGGACUGCAUCCCCGAGGGCGCCUGGCCUGUGUUCGCGGAGGACGCGCCCGUGUGGCUGUGCCACGCCAGAGCCGAGUGUGGAGACCCCGGCGUGGCCGCGCCCGCGGGCGGGCGCCAGUGUCACCGCCUCUCAGCGCCUUCCGCACUGUUGCCUGGCAACCUGUGCCGGGCCGGCUGCCCCCGCCGCCCACCGCGGCCGACGUGGGACUGGGUGCCCAGGCCGGUGCCCGCGGCCUGGUGUUCGGGACGCCUGCAGGGCGUGGGCGAGGCCUGUGGUCGCGGUCCUGGUCCAGGCCACACGUUCCGAGACCGGGCGCCCGGGGAGACGCGCACGCAGCUCUCGCUCGGGGGUUCCCGCAGGCUGCGGCGGGCACAGGCUGACGUGCGCCCGGCCCCGGCCCAGAACUUCCUGCGCUGCCAGAACAACAAGACCAACUACAACCUGGUGUGCGAGACGCUGCAGUUCCUGGACUGCAUCUGCGGCAGCACCACCGGCGGCCUGGGGCUGCUGGGCCUGUACAUCAACGAGAGGAACGUGGCGCUCAUCAACCAGACGCUGGAGAGCCUCACCGAGUACUGCCAGGGGCCCUGCCACGAGAACCAGAACUGCAUCGCCACCCACGAGUCCAACGGCAUCGACAUCAUCACGGCCCUGAUCCUCAACGACAUCAACCCGCUGGGCAGGAAGAGGAUGGACCUCGUGCUGGAGCUGAAGAACAACGCCUCCAAGCUGCUGCUGGCCAUCAUGGAGAGCAGGCACGACAGCGAGAACGCCGAGCGGGUGCUGUACAACAUGCGGCCCAAGGAGCUGGGAGAGCGGGAGGGCGGCGGGGACUCGGCAGUCGCCACCGUACAAACACCUCCCCGCGCCCAGCCGCAGCCCGAGGGCUCCGGCGCCAGCCGCCUCCGGUCUGGGCCCCAGAACCACUCAAGGGCCAGCUGGGCUCCGCCGCCCGGUGGCCUGGCACAGCCCGUGCGCCGUGGCACGCAGCCGCCACCCCCGGCCGUGGCAGUAUAG